CGAGCCACAAGACAGAGGUUUUCCACUCAGCCGAUCGACGAACUACAGGCCACGCUCAGCUUAAACAGUUUAACAGUUUUGUUCGCGUGGCAGUGAACAUCAGACUUCAACAAACUCAAUGAACCUGGAUCAAAGACAAGAAGACAGGCCCAGAGUAUCGUCAUUUCUCAUAGAUGACAUUUUAGCACCACAGACUGUCCCUACAACACCACAAUGUCCCAGUGCUAAGCCGAUCGCAGCAGUAGAACAGCCCAGCUCUUCACAAAACUCCACGCAACUCACUGAUAACCGCUCACAUUUGUGUCCGCAACCCUUGGAUUCAACUUUGCUGACAUGCUACGGUAAAGUAUACUGUAUUUUAUUCCACGAUAACUCGGCUCUGAGUUCAGUUUUUACAUAGUUCGCUUUAUAUAUAAAGUAAUACAAUGACACAUAUAAACUCGCACAAAACUGUCUUCAGUGACUCAGUGCGUUGUUUUCUUUUAAUUGUAAUAUCACUGUUAAGACAUGUUCACUGUUAAGGGUGAGUCUCAUUUAUAUUUUAGCGGAUACUUGAUAAAAUUAAUCGCUGUAUCGGAGGAUUGUUGUGAAUUUGGAAACUUCAUGUUUGUUUUAAGUGCACCAAGUCUAACAUGAAUCAAAUGUUCUCUUUUUAUUUGUUUACCAUAUAUUUUCAUGAUUUUAAACCUGCAAUGAUGGAAGCACGCUUACGCACAUUAAUCAACUUGUAAGAUGAACUUUACAACUGACAAAUGGUGCAUCCAACGGCAAAUAUCGUGUUGCAGAGCUCAAGUGCUUUCAGUAGGGUCCGUCAGAUAUCGUCUUGCUCGAAUAUAGAUACUGUAAGAGGUUUGUAAGAUACCCCGGGUACGAAAGCCUUAAGAUGUCGUCAUUUUGUCAGUUUUUAACACCGUAUCAGUAGAGAUUGCUUCUUACAUUAUAACCGAUAGAGAUGACGUGAACAGCUCUCCUAGUGCGCGACUUGCUGGAAGGACAAGACUGAUCGUCGUUGUAGAGAUGUCGCUUCUCAAAACACUUUGGUUUGGAGUCUAACCAAUCGUUCCUACUUGUUAUAUAUAUAGCGUGUCUAUAGAUUUGAUAAACUAUGCACACAAUUGAAGAUUUUCUCCGUAGCGAAAUACUUUGUCCGCCGCUACAUUUUCAGCCGAGUGUCACUAAACUGGGCGGAAGUGUUUUAACAGUAUUGUGAGGUCAGGAAGAGCAAAGAUCAGAUUAACAUCAAAUGAUACGUCCGAGAUUUCUUCGUAGAUAUCUUCUUCUUUCUGUGAAUUUGUUUGUUCGUAAAUUACAUCAUAUUUCACUCUUUAUUUUUCAAAAAGUAAUUCAGGGAAAUAUUACUUUGUUUAUUACAAAUUUUAAAAAAAAGUUCCUGAUUUGACUUUCUCUUUUCUUUUUCUUUUAUUCGCAAAUCCCACACAGAGUUCGAGGCAAAAAACAAACCUGAGUCACGUUAAAACACAAGCGUUCAUUAAAACUGAGCUGAUUAUUCAUGUUUGUCUUAAUAUGCGUCUAUUAAUUUGGACGGCAUCAAAGAAUAGUCAAGCAGUAUAAAUACCGCCGGAGAUCUAAGCAACACACAAUUGCCAUUCUUGGUUUCCUAGGUUGCAUUUCGUGAUGGUCUCCAAAAAUGUCGCAAGUUCUACCGGCAAAACUGAAUAAAUGCCCAGAUAAACUCGCGCCGAUCUAGAACUACUUUCGCUCUUUAUCGAAUUACACCCGCAAAUAUUCUGAACGUGUUUGCUUUUUCCUGUUCGAUUAACGUCCCUGUAUGGAAUUUUAGCUUUGGAGCGGUCGUGUUUCUUCCUUCGACUGCUUGCACGUAUUUAGCGUCACGAACUUAUGUCAGUGUUAUUAGUUUGGGCCAGAAGAAGAGAGACCUAACUGAGAUAUAGAUCCCAUACUAAGGUUCGUUCACGUUAAGGCGUAGUUUACGACAGUUUGUCAUGGAUGAAGCCAAAAACGUCAGAACUAAAGAAGAAAUCUUGCUCAACAUUUUUCAAACUGAACGAGUUAUGUUCCGGACACAGAUUGUUGCUGGAGUGAUUAAGGAUGAUAGCAGGCCCUAACCAUUAAAACAAAACGCAGUUAGGUCCGGCCCUUUACUGAACUAUACUAAUAAAGGCAUCAUGCUUUCUUUAAAAUGAAACAUUUAACACACAUUUUUGUAAGAAACCUGAUAAACUAUUCACAUAAAACUGCGUCGCAGAAAGUCGAGUAAUACUGAGUAAAUUAUCGAUUAAAAAACUGCAUGAUAAUUAUUUUGGAGAAAAAUGAUGAGGCUUAUUAAAAUGCCACAUCCUAGUCAAGGAUUCUAAUCAAUCAAAGUAACCCCUGAAACAUUCACUCAGGAAAGAUCAAGUGUAUCCCCUUUUCACGCCUAAAAUGAUUAAGGACAAACGAGCAUCUUCGCCGGAAAAAUCCCUUUAAAAAAACUUGCAAAAGGAACGCAUUUAUUGAAAUGCUUAUAAAAACUAAGAAAUUGUGUUUCGGUUUCUAACGACGAAUAAAAGCUCCAGCGCUGAAAAACGAUACAACAAAAUGAUUCAGUUAGACUCAGUAACAUGAUUCAUUGUGGAUCAUUUAAUUCCAUCCUUAUCACAAAGCUGUAUACACAACUGGAUGUCCCUUUGACACAUUUCAAUUUUAUCAUAUCAGCCCUUCUUGCUUGUCGGUUUUUCUUUGAAGUAUGUUUUAUUUCUGACAACAUUUGAACCCGACUUGCUAAUUUCGUGUCUUACAUUUUGAUGAUCAAUAUGGCUGCGAUUGCUUUGGUCAACUUAUCUUAUUAUCUACGCGAGCAGUUAAGAGACCAUAACUGUAGAGAAUUACCAACAAACAAAUUGCGCUCGAAAACAUAUUUGUCUUUCAAAUAUAUGAUUGAGUUACACCAAUUUAUUAAAGAUCUUAGCCAAGCCUCGGCAGUAUAUUUUCUUUAAAAAUGUCGCUCCAGUUCAACGUUUUUUUAACUGUUUGUUCCCUUUUCAACCGGGUAGUUUUUGUUCCUCGGUAUUGUUCACUGCUUUGUUUUCACAAGCUAAAAGCAUUAAUGGACAUAUUCCUGUCUUCCCUCAAAGAAAAACAAAUAGUGUAUGCGCAAAGAAAGAGACGGUAAGGUGUUAAACAGGGCCAUCAUAGAACUGGCAAUAGUAUUAAGAGACACCUUAGAUGUAUACCUCAGCUGUGUAGUAACAGCAUCGCAUCAAAAUGACAUAAUCUAAUUGAUUUUUCCCAAAAGAAUGUCAACACAGGGUAAGGGUCUUUUAGAUAAGUGAAGAAAAAACCGUGAAUUGUUACCCUUAGAAACCUUAGAAGAGUUGUGCUGAAAACUGCAGAAAGAAAUGACUUUUAUCCAUGAUAAUACAACUUGCGGCGAUAAUGAUCUUGUGUUUUUACUCCUUUACAAUUUAUGAUUAUAAAAAAUAGUGAAUCAUGUUUUUCUGUGCAUUACUUACUCACUGUGUUCAACGAAGUCGGUUGCUGAUUAUGGUAGAAUUCAUCCAUUGGUUCUGGGGAUGAUUUAACGGUAGACAUUAAAUUAUUACUAUGUUGGGAAGAAAAGCAUUUGGCACGAUCAGGUCUUACGGGCAACCUUAUUCUAGGAGUUACAGCGUAGACAACCAGUGUUUGCUGAAUUCGACUGAUUUGGUACUUCACAGUUCCACCAGAACAUGCCCAAGGCCGAAAUAGAGGAAUAAAACAUGAGGUAGUAGUACGAAAGGCGGUUAUGCUAAGCUAGAGUUACAAUUCAAAAUUACUUUGGACUAUUAUUGUGUAAAAACAAAUGUUCCUAGACGGACAAAACUAGAGGAAAAUGAAUGUAAACAAUGUCUGAAAACCGACAAAAAAAAUCUAAGGAUUCUAAUAACCCUUGGUUCAGGCGCUGUGGUUUCUUGCAUCUGUAACAAACUCUGAUUUGAUACAACUUGUUGGCCGGGACUCAGAGAAUCACUCUGAAAAUGUCAUAUAGGAAUUGAUUUCAUCGAAUGCGCAUGCAAUAGUAAAAUACAUUCGGAGCACUAAAUCUUUGUAUUAUUUUGCUUCCAAAGAGAAAACGCCCAAAGUGGAUAUAACGGCGUGUUAGCAACACAGGUUGAUAAGAAUAUGGCCAGGUUCAUAGCCACUAAGGAUAACUAGUUACCAUUAUUUCAUCUCGCAGCAUUGUCAUGGGAGAUACAUAAUCGAAAUUGCCAUAGCAGUUUUAAAAUUAUGUAAAAAAAAAAAUGCUGCUCAUUAACACCUAAAAGAGAACAUUUCAUUGGUCACAAAGUAUAUAAAAAGAAUAUAAAUCUUUCACAUUCCAGGAUCUCCCUGUCAUGUGGCUCGGCACCCUUACUAUUGGAGACCCCCAUACACGUGUUAUUCACCAGCUCAUGGUUACAAAUGCAAUCACAGUGCUAAUUCUCCUCUCUACUGUACGUCUUCAGGUAAGCUGCACAUUAUGAAGUUAGUUAGCAGGAUCCUCAGCUAACUCGAGUCGAAGAAAUAUGUCAGAACGCAUGGAAACAGAAGGAUUUAUGAAGGCUUGAUGAUUAAUUGAAGCGAAAUGUGAUAUUUUGGCCCAACACACCUCGUCAUCGAUAUUUUCAUUUAAUCCGAUUAACAAAUAUAUUAUGUGUUGUCAUGCUUAUCACAAAUGACGUCAAAAUGUAGUAAAAACAAAACAAUGGCACACGAAGCGCAGCCGAGUGUGUCACUGAUGUUCUUACCGCGAUUUUAACGUCUUCUGUGACCUAUUACAGACCUACGGCAACAUGGAACCUGCUCUUCAUAAUAAAAAAGCAAAAUAUCGUUAAUGGUAACGUCAUCCAAUAGAUCUCAAGUGAGAACAUCAGCCAAUCAAAAUGCAUGUGUAAUUUAGCUUAUCAUAGAAAUCCGCAUAUCUUAGCUGACGUUGUGUGAUAACAUAGUAAGAUAAAAUGAGAAGAGAUUUAUGCUUUUUCUCCACAGAUCUCUUCAUUAACUGUAGCAGACAUCCGUCAACUUCCUCAGAAUCUUAUACACAGUCUAUUCAUGAACAAUCACGGUCGCGAAGGCCUAGAAGACCCUGGACACGAGCAGUGUUUUCUAACUUACAGCGCAAGGGACUUGAAAAGCGUUUUCAGGUUCAAAAAUACCUGACAAAAGCAGAUAGACAUCAGUUAGCGUCUAUGUUAGGCUUGUCAGAUAAUCAGGUCAAAGUGUGGUUUCAAAACAGGAGAAUGAAAUGGAGGCAAGAAGCCAGAGAAUCUGUUACUAGUACGAACAAUGACACACAUGAUCUCGAGGAGGAAGAAACUUAGCAAAGCCUCCGACAACUUUAAAACUUAUUUAAUAAAGACUUCGUGCGCUGCGUCAAAAUUUCUGAAUCUCAUCAGCUGAUGGAGGAUUGUGUUUUACACCAAAGCCGUGAAUUUCAUGUGUUCAUGAGUUAACUGCUCUUUUCCAACAUUCGGGAAUUCUAAACAUUAAUUAUAACCUGGCCAUGACUUAUUUAAAUUGUCUUUUCAAUUUGAAAGAUGAGUUAGAUUUAUUAACAUUGCCAUGGGGACAAUAAAAAAAGGGUUUAGCUGCCUCUGCGUUCGUUGCACUUUUAAA
Molecule: messenger RNA, 5595 nt
Organism: Pocillopora meandrina
Lineage: Eukaryota; Metazoa; Cnidaria; Anthozoa; Scleractinia; Pocilloporidae
Source: the annotation of a GenBank genome assembly